Messenger RNA from Prunus avium (sweet cherry), 657 nucleotides. RefSeq lists its product as uncharacterized. The record is from RefSeq and is a predicted model, not a curated record. Lineage: Eukaryota; Viridiplantae; Streptophyta; Magnoliopsida; Rosales; Rosaceae. Gene Ontology annotation, molecular function: nucleic acid binding. Gene Ontology annotation, biological process: DNA integration.
AUGGCAGAGGGGCUAAAAAUCAAACUGCUCCAAUCCACUCCCUACUAUGCUCAGGCAAAUGGACAGGCAGAAUCAAGCAACAAAGUGAUCAUUAACAUCAUCAGGAAAGUGCAGGAGAAGAAUCCAAAACAAUGGCAUGAAAAGCUAGCAGAAACUCUAUGGGCCUACAAAACUUCAAAAAGGGAGGCAACUGACAUGACUCCAUAUGCUCUAACGUAUGGACAUGAUGCAAUUCUGCCCAUGGAGAUUGCAGUUCAGUCCAUCAGAAUUGCCCAGCAACAUGAUUUAGUUGGAGAAGACUACUCACAAGCAAUGUGGCUAGAAUUUGAAGGGUUGGAUACAAGUAGAAUUGGUACCCUCAACAAACUCUUGGCAGGAAAACAAGCUGUGGCAAGAGCCUAUAACAAAAGAGUCCGAAACAAGAGUUUUGAAGAAGGAGAAGUUGUCUGGAAAUCAGUUCUGCCCCUUGGAACACACAUGGCCGGUUAUGGAAAAUGGUCACCUACAUGGGAAUGGUCUUUCAUAAUUCAACAAGUCCUUGGAUUAGGGGCAUACAGGUUACAGGAUCAAGAUGGAGACAUACAGGCUGCACCAAUUAAUGGCAAGUGGUUGAAAAGUUCAAUCCAACUAUGUGGGAUUCACAGGAGGCACAAAUAG